CCUGUUUUUUUCUGUAGUCAAUAGUCAUUUGCUGCUUGCUUUACUUUGUGUUCUAUAAAUGAACUGAUUCAAGUGAAUUUCCUUUUCGUCUUAUACAUUGUAUACACUGCAUAUAAUGAUUUCGGAUUGGAAAAGGCCUGAUAGUAUUCCAUUUCCAACAAUUUGGCACCGAUUUAAAGGACAAAAGACAAUGUCAAAUGGAGAAUUGCCAAAUUUUUGGGUUCAGGAUAUGCCCGAAGAUUUGUAUGAAGUAGCUAUAGAAUUAAUGCAGAAACAUUUCAUGAAAGAUGAACCUCUUAGUAGAUUUUCAAAAGCUAUAGAUAAUCCAGUAUGUGUGGGGGAGUGGCGAGAAUUGUUGAAUAACGUAUUUAAAGAUAGGCUUGCAUUGGUUUGUUUUAUGGAAAACCCAGAUACAAAUAAAAAACCAAUUAUCGCAGGAUUAAAUAUAACUACUGUUGCAAGAAAAAAUGAAAAACCACCUCAGUCUGUGUCUAAACAAGGUCGCAAAGUUGGUCAAAUAGCUAAAUUCCUAUCAAAAAUGAAAGAUCCUUUUGAAACCCUAGGUGUAAACGAGUAUUUAACGGCGUAUGGUUUACUGGUACUUCCAGAAUUUAGGGGACAAAAUUUAGGNAGUGGUCAAAGCAUUGGCGCGUAA
Molecule: messenger RNA, 655 nt
Organism: Agrilus planipennis (emerald ash borer)
Lineage: Eukaryota; Metazoa; Arthropoda; Insecta; Coleoptera; Buprestidae
Exons: 4
Coding region: 116-655 (179 amino acids)
Source: RefSeq, a predicted model, not a curated record